Bombus pascuorum is the source of this 4094-nucleotide messenger RNA. RefSeq names its product gem-associated protein 5 (gene rig). Lineage: Eukaryota; Metazoa; Arthropoda; Insecta; Hymenoptera; Apidae. The coding region runs from base 122 to 4069 and encodes 1315 amino acids. The transcript has 16 exons. Gene Ontology annotation, molecular function: protein binding. The record is from RefSeq and is a predicted model, not a curated record.
CAAACCAUAAUAUUGUUUUAAAUCAUUCUUCCAUUUUUGAUAUAAGGUUCAAAAAUACAAUUGAAUCUCAUAGUAAUGAUCAGAAUUCACGAAUCAUAGAUAAUAUUUGCAGCUGAUAAAAAUGAAUGAAGUAACUUUACCACCCUCACCAAAUUGGUAUUUAAGUAAUAUUCUUGCUUGUUCUUUUAAUGGUACUAUAGCAUGGGGUGCUAGAAAUAUAAUUGUUAUUGGUAAACUUAAUGAAAAUGAUAAAAUAUUACAAUACUCUAUUAUUAAGCAUUGUCACAAAUCCAAGGUGACAUGUCUUGCAUUUACUCCUCAGUUUGAAGAAGUAAAUGCUAAUUUAAUAGCUUCCACAGGAGAUGAUAACGCAAUUAAAAUAUGGAAUUCAGAAACAUUAUCUGUAACUUAUACUUAUCUUUUAGAAAAUGAUAAACAAGCAAUAGGCGUAGAAUGGUCCUAUAAAAAUCCUUAUGUUAUAUAUGCAGCAACUUCUGAUGGUUAUGUAUUAUCAUGGAAUGCCUAUUUUAAUACUGUUUCUUCAAUUUCAUUAGGAAAAGUGAUACCUACUUAUAUUUCUUCUUGUCCUCAUGAUCCACAUCUUGUAGCCGUAGGCUCAAAGAGUGGCUUAGUUUAUAUUGUUAAUUUUCAAGAUAAAGGGAAAGUAGUUUACAAACUUAGAGGACAUGAUACUGAAAUAGUUAGCUUAUCAUGGUGUCCUUCAGAAAAUAAUGUCCUAAGAGGAAAUUUAAAUAAAGAUUUACUGUUAGCUUCAGGAGGGAAAGAUAGAUCAAUUUUUAUUUGGAAAGCUGGUGGAGAUGGACGUUAUGAAAUUGUCAUUUCAUUGCCUUCAGCACCUCUUGAUUCUCAGCAGCAUAGAAGUAAAUUAAAUGCUUCUGUAGGUAAUUGGGUAGUAGUUCACUGGGUAGAACCUGGACUAUUGCUUGCAAGUUCAUGUUGGGGUGAAUUAAUCUCUUGGGAUUUAUCAACAAUGGUAAAAGGGAAACAUAGCGUCAAAGUAAUACAUGCACAUCACGGCAGAGGUUUAUUUUGUAUUGCGCAUGUACCAAAUACCCAAGACAUUUCAGAAGAAAAUUGGAGAACAAAACAAAGACAUACAAUUUGGACUAUGGCACAAGAUCGAAGAAUUAUUUGUUGUAGAAUAAAAGAAAAUAAUGUUGAAAUAGAUUAUGAUAUAUUUACACAAAGUGGAUUUGUUUAUUGCAUGGCUGCUUGCCCAUUAGACACUUCACAUAUUGCAUUUGGUGUUGGAGAUGCAAUGUUACGAUUAUGGAAUUUAUCAGCAGCACAUGAUACUACUUUUGAUAUAACUGUUUUAUGGCAAAAAAUUAAGGGAAAAAUUCGUGCGAUAGCAUGGCAUCCUGAAAAAGAAAAUUUAUUGGCUUAUGCAACUGAUGAAGGUCGAAUUGGUGUAUUUAAUACAAAUGGAAAUAAAUCACCUACAUUGUACAGACAAUAUCAUAGAAGUGUAAUAUAUACUAUUGGCUGGGGUCCAAGUCCAAAAAAUAAAUAUGUUUUAUACUCUUGUGGAGAGGGAGAGCUUGUGUAUUAUGACUCAGAAAAAGUUGCAAAUGAAGAACCAACAUCUGUAUUGAAAAAAGAAUGUACAGAAUUUUCUUGGAAGCCAGAUUUUUCUUGUUUGGCAGUAGGAUUUGAAAAUGGAACAAUUUCAUUUCUUAAUCAAAAAUUUGAAACACGUGGAUGUGCUAAGUUUGCUACAGAAAUGGUGCAUUGCUUAGUCUGGCAUCCUGAGAGUACAGCAACAGACUUGACAUUUUCUCAGCUAAAAAAUUAUUUAGCUGUUGCUUUUGAGUCAUGUACUAUACUUAUUUUCGAUUUAUCUAAUUUUAUAGAUCAUUUUGAAAAAAUGGAAGAUUCAACUAAUAAUGAAAAUUUAAAGGAAAAAUGUAAUAUUUAUAAAGUGCAUGAAAUUGUAGCUUCUUUAACUGGACAUGUACAAAAUGUUGUCUGUUUAGCAUGGAGUCCACAUGUAAGUGGACAUCUAAUAUCUGGUAGUUACGAUGGAACAGCACAGAUAUGGAAUGUUAGAACACAAGAAUUAAUAGCUACAUAUACAGGACACAAUGGUCCAGUAUUGUGUUGCAUGUGGAGUCCAUUAGAUCCUGAUUUUAUUAUAACAGGCUCUGCAGAUUCUACGGUACGAAUAUGGAGAGUUGCUUAUAAUUUGCCACAAAUGAAAGUAUAUAAAAAAUUGCCAAAAAAAGCUAAAAAGAAACAAACUGAAACAAAUAAAACUGUUGAUACUAUUGAAAAUAGUUUACUAGAAUUAACUAAUGCUACAUCAGAAUGUUAUAUUUCAGAGUCAAAGACAAUGAUGAUAACAGAAACAAAAAAUAAAAAAGGACGGCCAUAUUUUUCAAAAUGUCCUAAUACAGCAUCUCAAAAAACACUUUUAUUUCAUUCUCUUUUAAAUAUCGUAAAAAAUAUGAAAAGUGAAAAUUUUAAUAUGGAAGACGUUCAGAAAGAUGCUUCGUAUCAUAUAGUACCAAUAUUAUUUUCAUCGCAAGAAAAUUUUAUAUCUUAUUUAACUAGUGAAAAAUCUGCUCAUAUUGAGAGAAAUAACUAUGAUGUAAUCACAGAAAUGGAUGUAUGGUAUGAUAAUCUCAAACAAAAUUUGGAAGAAGCUGCUAAAGAGAAACGUCUCAAUGACUUUCUUGUUUCACUUUCAGCUAGUCUGUCCAUCAAAAUAUGGAAAGAUAUGUGUGAACUAUAUGCAUAUCAAUUAGUAACUGAAGGCAAUCCUUGUAAAGCAGUAUCGUAUUUACUUUGUAUACAUAAAACCUACAAAGCUAUAGAAGUAUUUCAGGCUGCAAAUUUGUACAAAGAAGCAUAUGUUCUUGCAAGAUGUAGACUUGAAUCUGAUGAUCCAGUACUAACAGAAAUAUUAAAAGAAUGGGCAAAAUAUAGUGUAAAUUCAGGCAAUUUCGAGCAAGCAGCAUGCAUUCAUAUUAAAUUAGGAGAAUUUUCUGAUACAGUAAAAUACCUUGCACGCCGUAAAGAUGCAGCUACGUUAAUAACGGCAGCUGAAAUUGCUUUUCUAUGUAAUGAUGAAGUAUCAAGUAAAUCUUUAGCUGAGCAAGCAAUAAUUACAACUUUGACAAAUUCAGAGUAUGAUUUUGCACGAAAUAUAAUAGAAAAGUUUCCAUAUCUCAAGUAUCAAGAAAUAUAUUUGUUAACUUAUGAAGAACUUAAAAAAGUUAUUAACGGAAAUGUAACUCUUGAUUUGAUUCAAACAUGGAUAGACGGAAAAUCAAAUUAUGGUUUAUUACAAACUUUAGAGACAGUUUGCGGUGAUUGUAAUUCUUAUUAUACUGACUUGUGUCAAAAUAGUUUUUGCAAUAUUUCAGACAAGGAGAAAAUGUUAUGGUUAACAAUUGGUCAUGAGGUUGCAUUAGCAACAGCCUCUAUUGAAAAAGAACAGAAAUUAAAGCAUAUUGUUACUGCAUUACAUACAAUCACUCAAUUUGAACUACUACAUCAAAAAGAUUUAAAACAUCUACAGAGUUUUUUAAUUGAAAUUAUCAUAAAACUAGAUAUUAAAAGUCCAAUGGAUGAAACAAGUAUUUAUACAAAAACUGAUUAUUCUGUAUCAAUUAGUUUACGAGCUUAUUUAUGUUAUGCUCUUCUAAAUUGGUUUGUAUAUAAUAUAAACGAAGAAUCUAUUAAUAAUAAUAUACAAAAUUACAUCAAUUUGAUUGAACAUUUACUUGAAGACGCACUAAAUAAACAAGCAAUAAGUUACUGGACAGUAACAAAUGAAAUUAGCAAAUUGGAAAAUCAAUUAGCUUCUGCAAAAUGUAAAAUGCAAGAAGAAAUUAAAACUGAUCAAGAUAUAGAAUCUUUCAUGGAAAAACUAAAUACAUUAAAGAAACAGAAGAAUCAGAUCCUCAAUGAUUUAGUUUAUAUCCCAAAUCCUGUUAUGGUAUAUGGCAAAGCAAAUGAACUAUGCAGCAAAUUGUGUGAUGAAACUAUAAAAAAUAAGUGUUUAGAAAGUAUUUCCAAAAUGUGGUUAGAUGCUACUACAUAAAUAAACAUGUACUUGAUUUUUUUGA